AUUUAGUUGGGUGCCGGCAAACAUUAGCGAUCAGUCGCGCGGCAAACUUCGAUAGAUCCAAUAAUCCCGCAUCGCCUGGAAAUAAAUUCCUUGAAUUUCACCACCACAAACUUUAGUCGCAUUAGAAUCGCCAGCAACUACACCCAAAACAAAAGGUUAUGGAAGUGCAAGUGGGAUGGCCAAAGUUGCUCAAAAUGGGCACCCAGCUGGUGGGCCACAAGAUUCAGCAGUUCCGGCUGGCCACAGGUCACACCGUGACAUUGGACACCAAGUACGGACAGGUUCGGGGACUCCAGCGGAAGACGGUGUACGACGAGGAACCCUACUUCGCCUUCGAGGGCAUACCGUAUGCCAAGCCACCGGUGGGCGAGCUCCGAUUCAGGGCUCCCCAGCCGGCGGAACCUUGGCAGGGAGUGCUCAACUGCACCACGUACCGAUCGAAGCCCCUGCAGAGGAACAUGCUCUUGGGGAUCGUGGAGGGCAGUGAGGAUUGCCUGCACCUAAAUGUUUAUGUGAAAACCCUGAAGUCGGAGAAGCCGCUGCCCGUCAUCGUGUGGAUAUAUGGAGGUGGCUUCCAGAAGGGCGAGGCCUCCAGGGAUAUCUACAGUCCCGAUUACUUCAUGAAGCAACCGGUGGUUUUCGUCUCCAUCAACUACAGGCUAGGAGCUCUAGGAUUCCUAAGCCUAAAGGACCCAGAGUUGGACGUUCCAGGCAACGCAGGACUGAAAGACCAAGUAAUGGCCCUCCGCUGGAUCAGCCAGAACAUUGCCCACUUCAACGGCGACCCCAACAACAUCACCUUGAUGGGGGAAAGUGCCGGGGCAGCCUCCGUCCACGUGAUGAUGACCACUGAACAAACACGCGGUCUCUUUCACAAGGCCAUCCUGCAAUCGGGCUGUGCCCUGAGCGAGUGGGCGGAGAGUCCGGAUCACAACUGGGCCUUCCGGCUGGCAAAGAACCUGGGCUACAAUGGGGAAGAAAAGGACGCCGAUGUACUUGCUUUCCUCAGUAGGAGUUCGGCGCGUAAGAUAGCGAAUAGCGACCAGGAUGUGAUCACACUGGAUGAGGUUCAUAGCUUCCUCCUUUUUGCCUUUGGGCCAGUGGUGGAGCCCUACGAAAGCGACCACUGCGUGGUUCCAAGGCGGCACAAAGAGCUGCUAGCCGAGGCCUGGGGCAAUGACUUGCCGCUCAUAUUGGGUGGAAACUCCUUCGAGGGCUUGUUCUCCUACCAACUGGUGAUAGGUGACCCCUGGGUCACCAGAAACUUCCACAACAUUCUGCCCAGGAAGGUGAGUGAAGCCAGCAGCCGGGAGGAGCAGGAUGCACUGGUUAGGCGGUUAAAAAAACACUACUUGAAGAAUGAGCUGCAGGAAAGGAUGGACACAUUUGAGGCCUUGAAUAUAUUCUCCCAUCGCCAAGUCUGGCACGAUGUGCAUCGUCUGGUUCUCGCCCGCCAAGUCUACGCCCCCAACACGCCAACCUAUUUGUACCGCUUCGACUUUGACUCCCCGCAUUUUAACCAAUUCCGGCGAUUGGUUUGUGGGAACAAGGUUCGCGGGGUGUCUCACGGCGAUGAUUUAUCAUACCUCUUUUACACUAUAUUAGCCUCAAAGCUGGAUAAAUCUUCGAUGGAAUACAUAACCAUAGAGAGGAUGGUAGGCAUGUGGACCUCGUUUGCCGCCAAUGGUAGUCCCAACUGUCCAAAAAUAGGAACUGCCAAAUGGGAGCCCAUUCGGCCAAUGGAAAGUGGCAAAGAACAGUGCUUCAAUAUCAGCCAUGAACUGGAAAUGCGUGAACUACCAGAAGCCGAGAGCAUGGCCGUGUGGGACACCCUUUACCCCAAAGAGGACCUCUUUUAGUCAUUAAAUCUAUGUCUUUCCAUUUAUUUACACGUAGUUUAAAAUUGAAAAUAAUA
This is a messenger RNA of Drosophila elegans, 1915 nucleotides long. Its product is annotated as esterase B1-like. The record is from RefSeq and is a predicted model, not a curated record. NCBI's taxonomy places the organism in Eukaryota, Metazoa, Arthropoda, Insecta, Diptera, Drosophilidae. Bases 159 to 1859 code for a protein of 566 amino acids. The transcript has 3 exons.